GUACCUAUUGCGCGUACAGUGUUAUUGUUUUGUGGAAAAAACUGUGAAUCCUAAAUAAAUUGCAUCUUAUUUUGUGAACACUUCUUGUUUAUUUAAAUAUUUGUUCUUUACAUUUUAUUUUAUUGAGUGGAAUAUGUCAUUCUCGGUCGAGGUAUUUUCCUUUCCUGAGAGCCUAGAGGUGUCGCGCGCUGGCUGUCCUUACAGGUCGCCGCUGUGAAAUACUAAGAAACACUUUUUUGAAUAUUCGACCAAGCGAGGAGAAGGCGCCACGUGUGGGCCUGUGCACAACCGGGGGCGGGCGCUUCGCGCCGCCCCACAACUUCAUACAUACCCGGAUGAUAUAUUGACGAAGGCUCAAAGUAAGCAUGAUGUAGGGCUGGAUCCACACAUCAUUGCUGCAGAUCCAUAUGUUACGACGGAUGUGUAUAUUGAUGUCUUUGGCCCGGAUACUAAAGACAUUUUAACAUCGACGGAACAAGAAAACACAAUGAACUCGGGUGACGAUGACUUAUCGUCUGGAAUAAAUGGAAGAUUGAGGCCUAGGAAGUCUUACGUGUCCAGUCCACAAACAAACAAGACGACACGAAGAUUAGAAUCCAAACUUUCGCAUGAAAAACCCAAGCGUGUUUCUACCCAAUCUAAGAAUCCGCUUACUAAAUCUGAUGAUCUCUCUAAAAAGUCUGACUUUUCCUCUGUCUUAGAAUAUCUUUGCCCCUACUGCGAUAAAAUUUUUGUUUCUAAGCAAACAGCGUCUAAACAUACUCGACGUAUUCAUUUUAUGACUUCGAAACAAGGUGAUAAAGGUGUUAUCAAUUGCCUUUACUGUAGCCACUCUGAUCCUGAACCCAACAAUAUUUUCAAGCAUAUGAUUGAUAGUCAUCCAAAUCAAUACUUUGCCUGUCUUGAUUGCCACACAAGGUUUCUAUCAACAUCAGAAUUGGCUGAACAUAAACUAAAUGUCUGUGAACGGCAAAAACUACAUUAUAAAAGUAAAUUACCUCAAAAAUCAAACAGAGCUAGCAAAAAAUCUCGUAAGCUUGAUCGACAAGUUGUAAUACGGGACGAAGAAAGGCAUGGCUAUAAUAGCAUUGUAAUAUCGUGUGAACUAAAGCCUACUCAUGUGACCGACGCUGCUGAUAUUGAAGAUAACAUUACGACCAACUUAAUUUUGCCGUCGAUUAAUCAGGGUAAUAACAUUAUUGACAAAAAUGCGGUUAUACUACUUGAUGAUUUACAAUGGAAAAAGCGAAUACCUCAAAAUUUUUCAUUUCAUAAUACAGAUACCGAUCAAAUUUUAUCAAGAUUGGGAGUGGUACAUAGGUCCCCUAGAACAGGAGAAUCUACUCGUAAAGAUUGGUUUAAAGUCAUUGAUGAUGCAACCCAGAAGUUUGAAAGAUGCUUCGAUACCAACUUUUAUUCUAAAGUCGCGAGUAAUGUACAAGAAAAUUUAUCUAAGUUUCUUGACGGUUCCUUCAAUUUUAAUCCAGAUCCGAAUCAUACGAUUAAAACAAGGAAAGCAAAAAAUAGUGUCCCUAUUAAUACAGUCGAAGGGUUUCCAAUUUUAUUAUCUUGUGAACAAUACUCACGAAAUAUAUUUGAUGUAUACAUGCCACGAGCAAUAGCACCAAAACACAAAUGGAAGUGGGACAACUUAGAAAACGAUAGGAACUCUUUUAAUGCAGACCAAAUAAAGCGGGAUUCACAUGUUAAUAACUGUAUAGUAACGUUGGUUUCAAGUCUAGAUAUAUGGACUCAACUUUGUAUGAGACAUAAAUUUGAAGAAAAAUUUAAAACUACACCUUUUGAGAAAAAAACUGAAAAGAAAAAAAUUAUAAGUAAUGAAUUAAAAGAAAUACUCGAAAGUAGACAAUUACCACCAUCCACGGCACAGGUUUCUCGCAAUUGUACGGCACUUGUCAAAGUUCCUAACAACCUCGAUUUUCCGACAUCAUUAGGUCUUACACCAUCUACUAGUAAAUAUGAAAUACAACCGGCAGUUUUGAGUGGAGAAUGGGUGAGACCUCGUUGUUAUGUAUGUUGUGCCUGUGGCGCACAAACUAGAGAUCCUCGAACUCUUUCAACACACAUUUUAACUGAACAUCCUAACGCUCAAGUUCAACAUUACGAGAUACCUGGAGAAUUAUUGCUGAAUGCUGAUAUUCUUAGACAUUUGUAUGUACCACCAAGCCCUGUGCAAAAUAGAACCCGACCUCCAAGAGGAUUUCGAGAAUGCACUAAAUGCAAUAAAUCCAUAACAAUUGAAGAUCUACAUCAGCACAUGUUAGAUUGUGCCGGAGAUAUGCCAACAGUGAGAAGAAAAUGUCGAUAUCGCCAUUUUGGAGUACGAAAAAGGCGUACGCGUAUUCAAGAUAGCAGAAUAAGGAAAAAGAUACGUAAAGACAUACAUCGACAAAAUGGAAGGCCUAGACCAAAAAUUCGAUCUGAAGUUGGAGACGCCGAAACCAUCAGAAAAAUGUUAGCAGAUUUACCAGCAAAACGCCACCGAGUAACUCCGACAGGUUCAACUUUGAGACCUAAAAGAAAAAUUAAUCCACAAUUAGAUCAACUUGUUUUUAGUAAACGCCAAACAGAAGACAAUAAAAACAGGAAAUUUAACAGUGAUAACAUUACUAAUACUGAAUUCCAAGGUGACGGUGAACCUAAUAAUUUAAAAGAAAGUAAAAUUAUAAAAAGGAAAUUAAACCGUCGUAGCACGGUGAUUUUAAAUAAGAAAGCUAACAAAACACAUAGAAAUGAUGUCAAUAUAAGAUAUGAUUCUAGAAUCGAAGCUGUUAGUAAUCAACUAUCAUUAUCUUCAGAUAGUAAUGCAUCUUCAGUUGAUUCUAAGACACAAGUAUUAUCCCUCCAGAAUCAACCCAACAGGAUAAAUGUCAACUCUGGACCUUACAACACACGCGAGCAAGCAAAUGGAUCCAACAACGAUGGAUCUAAUAAUAGAGAAAAUCAAAACCCUGAGCGAAAUGAUAAUAAUGGAAAUUUUCGUGAUCAGGGAGCACCUCCUCAAAAUAUUCCAUUAAAACACUCGAUUGCCCGCUUAACGGCUGAUUCUGAUACCCACGAUAAAGCUGUGCAAUUUCAUCAUUUAUUUUUAGUGCAACAGGAAUGCAAUAAUGUAACGCAACAUGAUCCUUCUGGGCAACCAGUUUUCUUUGAAGAUAAAGCAGUUACUGUUAAACUUGAUAAACCGCCUUUAGAAACUAAAGAAAAGAGUGAAGAUUUUGAUACGCUCAAUAACCAUAAAAACAAAUUAAAUAAACAGCGUAAAGGACUUAAUGAUUGUAUUGCUAUGUUAAAAAAUAAAUUGGUUGAACCUAGUAAAUCUCCCGAGGUAUCUAUCCAGUGUAAAAUGGACGAAACACCAAAUCCUCCGCCGAAAAGAAUUAUAACCAAUCGCAACGAUAUAACUGUUCAAUGUCCAGAUGAUAAUCAAGCGACUGAAACCGUUAUAACUCCGCGCUCUAGAAAUAUAUUAAACAAUGGAAACAUUACGGAAAAGCAUGCUAAGUCAGCAUCCCGAAUAGAAAGCACAAAACAGAAAUCAGAAUCAGUCACGACACACAAAGUUAGUUUGAGUAUUGAAAAUAAACAUGUUGAUAAUCCUGCAUCAGUUGGUAUUGCAGAUACCUCUGAGCUUAGAAGCUGUGAACGUAAUAAUGAUUUGCCAGUUUUUAAGAAAACUGGAAGACCGCCAAAAUACAAUGAAUCUGAAUUAAGUGCUAAUGUUUCAGAAAAUAUUCAAAAUACACAAAAAAAUGAUAACUUUGUUAAGGAACGAAGUGUGACUCCUAAUCGUCAAGCUAUACAUACAAAUGUUACGGCUAAGGAAAGUAAAAAUAUUUUAACGGUAAUAAAUAAAGAAGCUUCGUCACUGAAUAGAUCGGUGAUGCAAGUUUUGGAAUCAAGUCACAAGGAAGCAAAUAAUGGACAUCAAAAAGUUAAUGAAUCAAUGAAUAAAUUGUAUAUCCCUGAAGUCAUACCACCUGCGCAUUGUAUUGUUGAUGCUGAAUCUAUAUCAACGGCACCUUUAGAUUUAUCUGGCAAAUUAUAUGUAAAUGAAGUGAUCGCCCAUUGCUCUAAGCAAGAUAUUUCAUAUGACAGUUCCGCUCAUGUUUAUGAAACUUUAGAUUUGUCAAAUAAAGUCUUUCAAAAAGGUGAUAUUAACGAACUAUCUAAUGACGAAGUCGUUGUUGAUUUACGGGUAAAGCCUGCGAUUCCUUCUACUUCUACUGCUUCUUUCAAUUAUUCAGAAGAUAUAAGUUACAAUGAUAUGACAGCUACAGAUCUAUCAGUAAGGCACACGGAAUUCAUGCCUACCGAUUUAUCUGUUAAGGGAAAAGGAAAAACGAGUCAUUUUAAUGAAACGACACGUAAAGAUCUAAGUGUUAUGCGUCCAACUUCUAACUUCACCCAAAACGAUAUUAUCGGAUUGAAUUUAUCUCCAAAUGAAUUUCCAACAGAUUUGUCUCGGAGAUGUUUAGAAGUAUUAUCCCCAAAACUAGUAAUAGAACAAGAUGCAAAUAAUACAACUUCAUCCCUUGACAUUUGUGAUUUUGAUAAUACCAAUGCAGCAGAUAUUCCUUACCGCCAACAUAUUAAUAAACAUAUUAUCACCACUGGAAAAAAUACGACUUCCCACCCAAUAUCGUUACAAUAUAAUACAAAUGUACAUUCAUAUAAAAUACAAUCAAGACAGAUAACAAAUCCAUCUGAAGUGCACAUUGAAGAUGAAAGAUACUCUGCAAAUGAGUUUAAUGAAUCUAGAAAAGUUCAAUACAAUUUAGUAGAUGUUUCUACUAUGACCGGGUCGUCGACUUUACUUGAUAAAGCACCCAUAAAUCUUUGUAAUCCUCUGAUAAAAGUAUCAAAUGGUGAUUCAUUGCAUAAAACAACAAAUAUAGCUUCGCAUCAACCUCAUGUAUCUAAAACACUUGACAUUCUUAAUAUGUCUCUGAAUCAAAAUAAUACGUCAAUUUUAAAAGGAAUACCCCGGCAAUCCGUAAACAUUACAUCUAACUAUAUUAAUACAACUGAACUUGCGAAAUCUGUAAAGCAAGCUGAUCAACAGAAUGAAUCAGAUUUGUCACUUCAAUCUUCUAAAACAAAACGAUCUCAGGGAAACCUGACAAAAAGAAACUAUGAAUUGAAUGAAAGAAAUGCCUGUCCCAUUGACAACGAUCCGGAAACAGCCAAGAAAAUUGCUUUGUUACCGAAAGAACUUGUAGACAUCUUAGGAAACAUGCCAGUAGAUCACCGCAAUCAGUUACUCAAUGUUCUUCCUCAAUAUGUAUCAGUAUCAACAUCCGCUGCACCUAAAAGACACGAUGCUAUUAGCGAUCCAAAACUGUCGUCAAGCCAUCGACACUCUCAGCCUUGCCUUGAACCUGAUAAUACAGAAUUUCCCCAAAAUUCCUAUUCCGGAAUGUCUAAGAGUCAACAUUCUAUUGUUGAUAGGUAUCAAGUUCAACAUCCCUAUUAUCAACCACUAGCAGAAACUAAGAAAUCUGAAGGCGAAUACGGCCAAUUUCAUGGUAGUAUAGAAGAGACAAAUAAAAGUUGCUUGAAUGACAAUAAACGGCGCUCCAUUGAUCUAAGUGUAUGUGGUAUUAUUGAUUUAACUGAUGAUAAUGUCGAUACAAUUUCUUCUUCUAUAUCUCCGGAAAAAGAAAACAAAACCGAGAGCCCAGUAGUAAAAGCAUUCGGAUUUAAAACUAAUAACGAAAAAACCGCAAGUUUACGUGCUGUAAGGAUUAAAGCACCUUCCGAGAGAGCUAAAUCGAUUAUUUUAGAUACGCAACAAAAAAAGACAAUUCCAGAAAAAAAAUAUGUCAAUAGCCACAGCUCAGAUAAUGGCAAUAAUGAUAUUACGCCAGUAGUUCAGCAAUUUGAAACAAGUGUGACUAAAGCUACAAACGUACACGCUGUCUCUGUUGUUGAUGCUAUUUUAAGUGAACAAAUUGAUACACCUUUGACGUUAAAUCGAUCGGAACUUCUUGAUGGAGUCAGUGAACCACGAAAAGAAAGAACGACAACCAAUGUCUUAAGUAAUGUUCCCUUGCAAAGUAUACAAACCGAUAUGGCAGCAUUGCAUUCUGAAUCUGCAUCUGAAGUAGGUAAAGACAGCGUUAACAAAUCAGAUCCUGAGUCACCGUUGCAGAAUGACAGUUUUGAACGUCGGUUUAGUUCUCAAGAAGUAGAAAAAAUACAGGGACACUUCGACGAAGAUGACUCGGAGGACGAUGUUUCUUUAGCUGUCAUAGUAAAACAAAAACAAAGAAAAUUAGGUAAACGAGAAACUGGUUCAAACUUUGUCGAUAGGAGAAAUAAGAGCAAAUCUAUGACUAAUUACUCAAAAGAAUUUAUUGAUGCUCUGGACAUUACACCUGAGUUAGAAGAACAUAGAACUGGUCCAAUCGUUGAUAAAACAGAUAAAAAUAAUGAAGAGGAAAUAAGUUCCGAUAUCGCCUUCAGUAGUAAACACAAGGGAACGUCAUGUAAAGUUCCUGCAAAACCUAAAUCAGAAAAAGAUUGUAGUCCUUUUAAAAUCUUUAAGUACUCUCCGAUAAAUAUGGAUAAAGCUCAGAAGCCGCCUAGUAACAACGAAUCUAAUGUUCCCUUAAAUGAAAAAUAUUCCGAAGCCGUUCAAACAAGUUUAGAUGAUCAGGAUUUGCAGAGAUUAUCAUCUAAUAAUAACACUAUUGCUAAUGAAAUUGAAGUCGAUUCUAAGAAAAAUAUGAUAUCACUUCACACACAAUCUGCCUCUUUGUUAGAGCCAUCAUCAUUUGAUUCAAAGAAAGAGAAACAAGAGAAUUCUUACAAUAAAAUAGUUGAAAGUGAAAACCUCUUGGAAAAAGAAAGAUUGGUUACUCCUCUUCGUCGCAGUAGACGGGGGAAAUCACUUUUCGUCGAUAAUAGUGAUCAUAGUUGUAAUUUUCAAAAUAUUGGUGAUGUCGGGGAGCAGCGAGGCCCAUAUACUAAAAAACAGUUAAUUUUCUCUAAAAUGCUCCAAGAUGAAGGAAACACUGUCGCAAGAGAAUCUGAUGACUUGAAACGAGAUAAACAUGUCGUAAAUAUGCCUCUUCGUCCUCGUGAUGCAGAUUUUAGUUUUCCCGCGAAGGAAAAAGCACAUAAACGGAAAAAGUUGACUCACAAAAGAAAAAAGCAAACGAAAUUAAACGAAGCGGCUCUUAGUGCAAACCAGAGCUUACUAACCAAAACCCUAAAAGAGGCGAGUAACAAAGUUGAAUCUACAGUUUUUGUUCCUGAUAAAGAUCAAAUCUGUAAAAUUCAGUACUGCGAGAAUAAUUCAGAAUGCGAUAAAUCAGACGUUCAUGCGUGGUGUAGUGUUAAUGAUAUUGACUUACCCAUAAAAAAUGCGAAGAUAGCAAGAAAACGUAAAUCUAGCCAUGAACUUGAUUUGUCAGCCAAGGAAAAGAAGUUAAAAACAAUAAUUGAUGGAGACAAUGUUACUGACCGUAUUUGUGAAAACAAUAUUAAAAAUGUUAAGACCAAUGAUAAUACUCAUAUUAUCUCUGCAGUGCGACGUUGUCGUUCGAAAUCUGUCGUAUCUCAAUUAACGUCUGAAACAUAUAAUAUUGAUGUACCAUAUAAGGAUCCAGGGACAGAAUCCAACUAUAAAGGACAGUCCGAAAAUAAACCAUCUAAUCAAAAUAUCGUAAGCAAAACAUCUUAUAAUGAUGGCGAUGAGGUUAAUCCUGAAUUUAUUAAUUCCACAACCACAGGUAAUUUAUAUACUGAUAUAGAAGGUUGUCGCAAGGAAAAACAAGAUCAGGGGGAAGAAGCAACAACCUGGCAGAUUAUUGAAACUAAAGCCCUUUUAAGUUAUCCUGGUGAAUCUUCAAAAAGCGACGAAACAUUGAAAACGCUUCCCGAAAAGAAAAAGAAAAACCCUCGUAAAAACCAAGAGAAGAGUAAUAUUAUAUUACCUUGUGAAAAAUCAUCUAAAACACAUUUGAAAACACUUUCUGUUACUUUAGAAACACUUGGUACUAAAAGUACUGAAAUUCAGGUCGAUACCGAUAAGUUGGAUAAAGAAAAACAUAAAGAAAGCAGUGGCUCGUCUAGUAUAGAGUUCGAUUAUAUCGUUGAAUUAUUAUAUCAGCGAGAAAAAGAUGACAAAAGAAAGCAUCUUAUUCAGGAAAAACAGAAGCUAAACCAGUUGAAGCCUCGUGUUGAUAAUCAGAGCUUGCUAAAUGAUAAUACUAAUCAAGCGCUUACUAUAUUUAAAACAUCGCCUAUUCUUGACGCCGGAGAAGUUCACAAUCACGAAAAUGUUGUAAAUGUUAAAGUAGAUAAUUAUGAGAUCCCUGACAAAGAACUAAAUUCAAUAGAUGAAAAUGAUUCUGAAAAGAGUAAUUCUCAUCGAAAGACCAUGAGCUAUAAUAAGGAGCUAAAUCUCUAUCGAAAUAAUUCUCCAUCGCUAAGUACUUCAUUUAAUUGUAUGGAUGAUAGUACCCAGAAAAAACAGGACGAUGUAGCCGCAGGAGAGGUAUCUGAAUCUAAAGUCCUUUUCAGUGAUUCUGAUGAAUCUUCAAAGAGUGAUGAACCAUUGACGAAGUAUAUUGAAGAAAAAGAGAAGAAAUCACAAAUUAAACACCUGGAACAAAAUAAAAAUCAGCCUUGUGAAAAGGAUAAAGAAAAACGAGAAAAAAUAAAUACUUUAUCUAAUUUAGAGUUGGAUUGUCGCGUAAAAAUGUCACACAAUCGUGAAGUAACUGAUAAUGGGCACAGUUCCUAUCAGAAAAAAGGGAAGCAACUUAUAUCAAACCCUCUUGUUAAUGAACCGACGUACGAAAACGCAAAAGAAGCUAGUAGUAACCUUGAAACACCUUACUCGAGUAAAGUUAAGUACGGCGAGGAUUCUGAUUGCGAUGACGCUAGCCUUCAGGUGUGUCGUACUAAAGAAGUAAAUUUAACUUUGGUAGAAAAUGAUCUGAAAUUAAUCGGAAAACGAAAAUCGAACAGUUCUAAUAGCAGUGAACUUAGUUUGUCGGGUGAGACUAAAAAGUUAAAAUCGAUUAUUGAUGUCGAUGCUAAUUCUGAAAACAGUAUUAAGAUCAUUGAAAAUAACACAAAUUCUGCAGUGCAACGAUGUCGCCCGAAGUCCGUUCUAACAGAGUCAACGUGUGAAAUGUAUGAUCCAUAUGAUUUUAAUUUAUUACAUAAAGUAACAGAUGCAGAUCCAUUUUUAAAAAGAAAAUCUAUAAAAAGGCUCUCUAAUCGAAAUAAAUUAAAUAAUACUUCAAAUAUUAAUGACGACGAAGAGCUAACUGAGUCUAACACUCCAUCAACAAGUAUUUUAUACAAAUCUGCAGCAGAACAUUCCCAGGAGCCAGAAAAGCAAGAUACAGCGAUCCAACAAAUGUCUGAAGCUCAAGCUUUCUUGAGUGAUUCUGAUGAAUCUUCAAAGAGCGAUGAACCAUUGAAAAAAUCUGCUGAUAAAAAGAAAAGGAAAAAACCACAAAGUAAUCACCCCGAAAACAGUCAUCAAAUGCCCUGUGAAACCUCACCUGAAACACAGAAGAACAAGAAAACACUUUCUGUUAGUUUAGAAAAACAGGAAAUUAAAGAAGCUAACACUCAAGAGCUAUCAAAAGAAAACGAAAAUAGAGAAAGUAGUAACUCUACUUUAGAGUUUGAUUUACUGGUUGAAUUGUUUUACAAGCGUGAAAAAAAAGAUAAAAAACACAAUUCUAGAUUAAACAAAGAAAAAAAGAAAAAUUCGAAUGUCGAUCUUCCCAGCAUGCGAAAUGAAAACACACAAGAGGGUAGUAAUAAUAUUGAAUACAAUGAGAAUUCAGAUUGCGAUGACAUAGGUCUUCGCCAGAUAUGUAGUGCUAGCGAUGUAGAUGUACCUAUAAAAGUAACCGAUAAACCAAAUUUGCAAAGUAAAAACACCAAAGAGGUGAGUAAUAAAGACAAAACAUCAUCCACUAUUCUUGAUGCAUGUAAUGUUGAGUACAAUGAGAAUUCAGUUUGCGACAACUUAGGUAUUCGCCAGAUGUGUAAUGCUAGCGAUGUAGCGAUGAGCACAAAAGAGGCGAGUAAUAAAGACCAAACAUCGCUCACUAUUCUUGAUGCAUGUAAAGUUGUCUACAAUGAGAAUUCAGAUCGCGAUAACUUAGGUCCUCGCCAGAUAUGUAGUGAUGUAGAUGUACCUAUAAAAGUAAUUGAAAAUACAAAAUCGUAUACAACUUAUAGUAACAACGAGCUUUGUUCAUCUUUUGAAGGAAACAAAAUAAAAUCAAAUAUUAAUAGCGAAAGGAUCGAUGGCAAUAAUUCUGAUGAAAUUGUAAGACAAUCAGGAAAUUGUAAAAAUAUUUCAACAACUGUAUCCUUAAAACAUGGCAAAAAACCAGUAAUGCGACGAUGUCGAUCAAAAUCUCUUAUGGUGAAAUCUACUUCGGGAACAUAUGAUCCCUAUGAUAUUAAUUUAUUAGAUACGGAUACAGACACAGAACCCUUUUUAAAAAGGGAAUCAUUAAGUAUCGCUGCCGUUCAAAAUAAAUCAUGUAAAAGUUCUAUUGAUAAAGACACUGUAACUAAAAAGGUCGAAUCGAUUACUCCAUCAAGUAACAUAUCACAAUCCGAAAACAAUGACCUAAAUAAAGAGGAAAAGAAAGACUCGAUAAACCUACAAGAAACUAAAGAACUUCCGUGUGAUUCUGAUGGAUCUUCUAAGAGCGAUGAACCGUUGACUAAAUAUAUUGAGGAAAAGGGCAAAAAGAAAUCUGAAAAGAAUGAAGAAUUAACACCCAAAGCAUUACGUAAAAGAAAGAAGAAAACACUUUCUGUAACUUCAGAAAAACCUAAUCCAGAUAACGGCCAGGAUGAUAACGAAGAGAGAAUACGAUCAGAGCAGUUUAUGGAAAGUUUUGGAUUCUUUUCUGAAAGAAAGCCUCGCAAAUCAAAUUUGCUAGCUACAAAGAAAAUAUCAGAAACAUAUAAUCUUAUAAACUCAUUUCGUGAACCCGAGGAUAAAUCUAACAAGAAAAAUGUGCACUCUGAAAAUAGGAAAACGGCGGAUGAUGAAGGUAAUCUAAAAGAAUCUUUUAAUACAUCUCAUAAAAAAGUUUCGAAACGUGGUAGGAAAAAGAAAAUUUCUACUAAAAUUGAAACUUCCUAUUGUGAAGCAUGUAGGAAAGAAUUUCGUAGGCCAGAUAACUUUUUGCGCCACCUACUGUCACUUGAGCAUGUGUCUCGUCUAUCUGAUGUAGAAUUGAAAGUUAAGACCGUUCCUACAAAUGAAGACUUUAAUUAUUUAGUUAUAUACAAGCAACAGUUAGAUCGUUUAAAAGUUUUGCAAGAUAAAAUUUCUAGAAGAAAAAAAUAUUGUAAAUCUCUUGAAAAUAUUGCAUUACCAACAUUAGAGGAUAUUAUUGCAGAUGUUACGAGGACGGUCAGACAGCAACAACUUGCACAUCGCGGUCUCAGUAGAGACGAGGCUCUUUUUCUAGAUUGUUGUGAGCUUCUAAAUGCAAGUCAUAAUGAUGAUGGAUCAGGUAGGGCUAAAGAGUCAUCAGAUUGUAAAAUAAAAUGUUAUACCUGUGUACAGACUUCGGCUGAUUGUUUAAAUUUAUUAGAAAAACGUAUUAAUGAUAUUUUAGAAGGAAAAUGUGAUGAUGGUGAUGUAGAUUCUAUUACAGCUCAAGAUAUUAUGGAAAGUGAAGAGGUGCGAAACUUAGAAAAUGAUUUGAUUACUGGUUUAAAAGAGGCAGCAGCAAGCGCAAGUACUUUUAAAGCUAAACCAAUAACUACAUGUACGCCUGAGGUUGGAGUUGAUACUAAGCAAGUGAAUAGUAUUGAACAUCCUAAAGAUGUCAAUAUCAUCAAUCAAUCGGAAGAAAUAAAAAGUAAGAAAGCGUAUGAGGUAAAAGAAAAAAUGUAUCCCGAUGUUAUUGAAGACAUUGACAUGUUUGAGGAUAAAUUUGACAAAAUUAAAAGGAAAUGUAGAUCUCAGGCAGCUAAGCAGACCAAGUAUGUGGAAACUAGCAUAAGUUCUAAAAGCCGGAAGAAAGUUGAAAAGAAAAAAAGGAAGAAAAGUCUCAAAAAGAAUAGCACCCAUGGCGCGGUUCCCACUAAAGGCGCUUUAAAAGGUUUUGAAGGUGUAAAAGUAUCAAUUUUAACAUCUGAUAUCAAUAUGGCAUCAAUUAUUCCUCCUUUAUCAACACCUGCAAAAAAAAAGAAACGAAAUAACAACAAACGAAAAAAAGAAAGAAAACAUUCAGAAAAUCUUAGAAAUGAUAGCGAUCAUAAAAGUAAAGAUACUCAGAAAAAAGUUGACGUGUAUGAAUUUAUGGACAGUGAAGAGGCUGAACCGUUUGAAUUCAGACCUUCUACUUUAAUGGAGCGUUUUAAGGGUAUAAAAGACGUCAAACCCAGUACGUCAAAGUCGCAGCCUAUGGAUAUUGACCCGGAAGCCUCUAAUGAAAGUGUAUCUGAUGGUGAUGAUUUUGUUUAUAUGUCAGAUGACUACAUUUGCAGCGAUGCUGAGACUGAGAAUAGUUUAAUGUCUUGUGAAUUAGCAAACACCAAAAAUUCUUCUGAAGUUAAAAAAACAUUAUCUACACCGAAAAGAAAAGACGCAACUGAGAAAAGUGCAGUUAUGGGAAAAAUAUUUAAGCACAAUGCCGUGAGAGCUGAGAAAAAAAUUACGAAAACAAAAGAACCUAUAAAGCCAAAAGCCAAUUUGGACCAACUAUUUGACAGUUUACUAGAAGAACCCAAUUCACCAAUAUCUUCAUCGCCUAAAAAAGAAGAUUUAUACAAUUUGGAAUCCUCGAUUUCUCAUAGUAGUGAUAUCUCUAAACGCCAUAGUAAGUCUGUAAAAAGCGAUGAACAUGAUGAUCCCGAUGAUUCUGAUUCCGAACGGUCAAGACAAAUAGAAAGAAGUCCUACGCCAGAAUCUUUUACAAGUCUAAUUUCACAACGUAAACGAAGAGGAUCCCAAAACUCGUCUUCAAAAGAAAAAGAGUUUUCCACUGAUAAAGAAGAUGAAUAUCUAGCUAGUCCUUCAACCUCUAAAGAUAAAAAUAAAUUUAAUCUUAAACAUACUUCACGUAAAAAGAAAGAAGUAUCGUAUGAAAACUAUGAUGAUAAGUCGUUCAAAUACGAAACCAAGCGAGGAGGUAACACGAUCUCUCCGAAUAAUGACGACGUCGACUCGCUUUUUAGCGGUGAUGAAUCAUCGCCUGAUGAUAAUGACAGUCUUACAGAUGAUAAUAGACUUAAAUCGAAAGAAAAAGAAUUUAGAAUUAAAUCUACUGACACAGACUUAGAAAAUAACAGUUUUGAUUAUACCGAUAAAGCUAUUAAUACUUAUGAUGAUACGGGAGUGGCUCGACAAAGGGCCCGUCGUAAGUGCACUGUGGGAAAACAAAAUGUGUUGGCCGAAACUUGGAGUUCAGAAUCUGAGCCUGAUGGAAUCCCGCCAAGGCCCAAUAGUGCCGAUUCUGUUGCUGCUGGAACGAGUCGAAAGAAGAAAAAUAGAAAAAAGGACAGCCAUGCGCUUGGGAUUCGUAAAAGCGGCAACCGACAUAUAUCAGCGAAACGUGAAGCGCAUUGCAGCACUCGACACAACCGAAAUUCUUCGGAAAGUACUUCGAGAGUAGUCCCAACAACAAGACCAAGUGCGGUGUGUUCCUCGAGCUCAAAGGCACGCACUCGCCCUUCGCCAUACUACUGGUCGGAUGAACAGGAGCCCGAACACGUUCAGCAACACGGCUGGAUCGUCGGAGACAGCCAUAAGAAACUUGUCACUAUGUUGGCCCACGCUAAAGGUAAGCGAAAUAAUGACGACAAAAGAAACUUGGUUGAGUAACUUUUAUUUUAUAGAACUAAUUGUUGUAAUUGUAAAUAUACUGUACAUAUUAUAUUCUAGUUCUCUAUGUCAUAUUUAAUGACAUCUGACCAGAAACAUUUUAAAACUAAACUGUAUUUGAUUGAUUUUUGUACAUACUGUAUAUGGUUUAUAGAUUUAAUAUUUGUUAUUGAGUAAUAGUUAAAUUCUGGUUGACAUUUGUUUAAGCUGAGGGUCCUCUUUCUAUUUCUAAUAAUUUAAUUUAAUUUCUUUUUUAAACGGCAAACGACAUAGAAGAAUUAAAAAAAUGCUUUUGGACAUGAGCUUAUGUUAAAUGUCAAAUCCUAAUUUCAAGUAAAUUUAGGAAAAUUCUAUAUUUGAUGAACUAACUAAAAAGAUAUAUUAUUGUAAAUUUUAUAUACAAUAAUUAUAAUUUCUAUAUUUUUCUGUCAAUCUGCAAUCUGCAAUUCUUUAUCUAACUUAAUGGAGUGUUGAUUAUAUAAAUUAUGUUUUAUGUUUAAAAAUUAUGUUUUGUUCCUUGAAUACGAUAAAUGAUAUAUAUAUAUAUAUAUACAUUAAAUAAUUAGCUUGAGAGAGAGAGUUUAAUUUUUUGGGAUUGUCUGCUCAUACCCCGGAAUCAGUACCGAAUGAUCGAUUGCACUAUCAGUAGGUAAAUUUGUAAUUUUGUUGGAAAUUGUCAGUCCAGAAUUUCGUUGCUAAUAAAACUUUAUCCGGGGGUCGGUUGAAAAUCCCCUUAUGUGUGGGAAGGGGCUGAUACGAUGGUGUCUGGAUAUAUUAAGUUGAUCAAUUUGUUAAUUAUUUAUAAACGUAUAAUAAUUUUAAUGGUUUGCAAACGAAAUCUCAAGUUUUGUAAUUUCUAGUCCAGUGUAAAAAGGUAAAACGCCACUAUCAGCCUCGUUCAUUUAUUAUGAUUUAAUCGUAUGUGAUUCAACUAUCAACAAAAUAAGACUUAUUUUUUCUUUAUUGAGUGUGUUGAAAAUUUGCGUUACAUAAUAAUAGUGAUUAAUUUGAGACGCUUUUUCUGGCUUGAUACCACGAGCAACAGUCUUUAUAAUAAACACGAAGUCUUGAAGACGCUGAUUAAUAUGCAGAAUAUUUAGCUGAUAUCGUAAAUGUACUGAUUGUAAUGUAGCAUUAUAUUACAUUUUGUGUUAGAUCACUUGUGAUUUUGAUUUAAGAAUCCAUGGGAAUAGUCUGUCUCAUGAAAUAAACGAUACAAUAAGCACAUAGAAAGUAAUCCUCUUAUUCAACUCGAUUAUAACUUAAAUGUCUCAAUGUUGCAGUGAAUACGUAAAACUUAUAACACGUACACAAAAUAUAUAUUAUAAUAAAUGUUAUUUUAUUCAUUCUGUAAAACUAAUAUGUAAUAGCUGAAGAACUAAUUUAUCUCUGUAAGGCUGGGUGUCCCAUCUAUAAUUGUCUCUAUAUAUUGUUGUAUUUCUCUGUCAGAUUUUCAUGUCAUGAUUAUAAUUCAAUGUUAUUUCUAAGAUGGAUAAUUAAUGAUUACAUACUUUCUAAAUAUAUGUGGUAUCU
Molecule: messenger RNA, 15391 nt
Organism: Pieris brassicae (large cabbage white)
Lineage: Eukaryota; Metazoa; Arthropoda; Insecta; Lepidoptera; Pieridae
Exons: 6
Coding region: 488-13858 (4456 amino acids)
Biological process (GO): regulation of transcription by RNA polymerase II
Molecular function (GO): RNA polymerase II cis-regulatory region sequence-specific DNA binding; DNA-binding transcription factor activity
Source: RefSeq, a predicted model, not a curated record